UUGAGCCUCAUAGCAUCCCUGUGAGGUGGGUACUUACAAGGUGUUAUUUAUUCCCAUUUUAUGGAUGAGGAAACAGCCUCAGAGUGACCUAGAAGAAGGAACGCUGACUCUGGAGGUGGAGAGCUUGUGAAUUCUGUCGUUGACACUUAGUUGUGUGACCUUCACCGCCCUGUUCCUCAGUAUCUUCAUUUGUAAAAUGAGGCGGUUGUACUGCAUGGCGUCUGAGGUCUCUAUAAUCCUGUGAAGGAGGGAUCUGAAGCCAGGUAUUUUGACUCUAAGUCCAGAAUUGGUGUCCAAUUACUCCAAGAUUGCCUCCCUCUGUGUGAAGAAUGGACUUGAUUUGAAGUAAUGAGACUGGGGCUUCAGGGGAGUGGCUUCCAACUUUACAGGAUCCAGGGUUGCCGGGCUUAUGGCCCAAAUGGGGAGGGCCUACGGCCAUUCGUUCACUGUCCCCUUCCAUCCCUUUGGCCUUUGCCCUGGAAGUCCUAAAGUGCUUCUGUCUCUAUGUCCAACAGAGCUGCUCUUGUCUGGAAAGUUAAGUGAAUAUGGCGUGUUUGUACCAUUCAGCGCGGAUCACGAAGGCCGGUUCCUCUCGCACGUGGUGUCCGGACCUGCAGCCUCUGGGAACAGCGCAUUUGACAGGUCUCCUCUCCCCCCACCAGCUCCUUCCAGCCGGCACCGGGUGGCCCGAAGCCCUUCCAUCCCCGCAGCAGAGCCGGCUGGCCCCGGCUCCGUGGGGAAGUAUUCCAUUUAUUUCAACGUCACUAUCUUUGGGAAGGAGUUCCACUUAGGACUGAAGCCUAAUCAGCGGCUCGUGGUCCCUGGAGCCUUCACACAGUGGCAGGAGGAUUUCUGGGAGUUUUCUCGGGAGCCCCUCCAGCAGGAGUGUGUCUUCACUGGCAGCAUCACCGGCAUGCCAGGCACUGCCGUGGCCAUCAGCAAUUGUGACGGCUUGGCUGGCCUAAUCCGGACCGACAGCAGCGAAUACUUCAUCGAGCCUCUGGAGAGGGGUCAGCAGGCAAAGGAGGAGACCGGGCGGGUGCAUAUUGUCUACCGCAGGGUAGCUAUCAGGCAGGAGAAAGCAGAGCCCCUGGGAGACCUCCACAAUGAAGUCCCAUACUUUGGUCCCAGGGAGCUCCCCAACCUGCUAGGCUCAGUGGCGGAGCAACUGGGAGAGGCCCAGCGGAAGCGGCGUCAUGCCAAGCCGGGUGACUACACCAUCGAAGUGCUGCUGGCUGUGGACGACUCAGUGGUGCGCUUCCAUGGCAAGGAGCAUGUCCAGAACUACGUCCUGACCCUCAUGAACAUAGUGGAUGAGAUCUACCAUGAUGAAUCCCUGGGGGUGCAUAUGAACAUUGCCCUGGUACGGAUGAUUAUGGUGGGUUACCGACAGUCUCUGAGCUUGAUUGAGCGAGGGAAUCCGUCCAGGAGCCUGGAGCAGGUGUGCCGCUGGGCUCACUCCCAGCAGCGCUCGGAUCCUGGCCAUGCCGAGCACCAUGACCACGCUGUCUUCCUCACGCGGCAGGAUUUUGGUCCCGCAGGUAUGCAAGGGUAUGCACCCGUUACUGGCAUGUGUCACCCCCUGAGAAGCUGCACCCUUAACCACGAGGAUGGCUUUUCCUCUGCCUUUGUGGUGGCUCAUGAAACUGGCCAUGUGCUAGGCAUGGAGCAUGACGGCCAGGGGAACCGCUGUGCAGAUGAGACGAGCAUGGGCAGUAUCAUGGCACCACUGGUGCAGGCCGCCUUCCACCGUUACCACUGGUCGCGCUGUAGCAAGCAGGAGCUGAACCGCUACAUCCACUCCUAUGACUGCCUCCUGGAUGACCCCUUUGAACACCAGUGGCCCCAGCUGCCAGAGCUUCCUGGGAUUGAUUACUCCAUGGAUGAGCAGUGCCGAUUUGACUUUGGUGUUGGCUACCAGACCUGCACAGCCUUCAGAACCUUCGACUCUUGCAAACAGCUGUGGUGCAGCCAUCCUGACAAUCCGUACUUCUGCAAAACUAAGAAAGGGCCGCCCCUGGAUGGGACUGAGUGUGCCUCAGGCAAGUGGUGUUUUAAAGGCCAUUGCAUCUGGAAGACGUCAGAACAGCCCUACGGCCAGGAUGGCAGCUGGAGCUCCUGGACCAAGUUCAGCUCCUGCUCCAGGACGUGUGGGGCCGGGGUGCGUUCCAGGAGCCGCAGCUGCACCAAUCCUCCCCCAGCCUACGGAGGCCGCCAGUGCCCAGGCUCCAUGUAUGAAUAUCAGAUCUGCAACACAGAGGAGUGCGGGGGCCCCUACGAGGACUUCCGAGCCCAGCAGUGUGCCAAGCGCAAUUCCUACUAUACCCACAAGAAUGCUCAGCAUAGCUGGAUCCCCUAUGAGCAUGAUGAUGAGGCCCAGAAAUGUGAAUUGAUUUGCCAGUCUGAAGACACUGGGGAUGUGGUAUUUAUGAACCAAGUUGUCCAUGAUGGCACCAGGUGCAGCUACAGGGACCCUUACAGUGUAUGUGCCCGAGGAGAGUGUGUGCCUGUUGGGUGUGACAAGGAGGUCGGGUCCAUGAAGCAAGACGACAAGUGUGGUGUGUGUGGGGGAGACAACUCCCACUGCCGGACGGUGAAGGGCACCCUGGCCAAGUCCCCCAAGCAGCCAGGUUCUCUCAAACUGUUCCACAUCCCGGCUGGAGCCAGGCACAUUCAGAUCGAAGAACUAGAGAAGGAGCCCCAGACCAUCGUGGUGAAGAAGAAGGCCACUGGGAACUUCAUCCUCAACCCCAAGGGCAAGGAUGCUGAGAACAGAACCUUCAUUGAGAUGGGCUUGGAAUGGGAGUAUAGUGUGGAAGACUCAAAAGAAGCUCUGAAGACCAGCGGCCCUCUGCCUGAGGCCAUCACUGUCCUGGUCGUCUCCCAAGGGGACAGCGACUCCAGGAGCGGCCUGAUAUACAAGUAUGUCAUCCACGAGGACCUGCUGCCCCUCAUAGAGAGCAAUGAUGUGCUCCUGGAAGAGACCGAGUCCUUCGAGUGGGCCCUCAAGAGCUGGUCCCCGUGCUCGAAAACCUGUGGAGGAGGUGUCCAAUACGCCAAGUACGGCUGCCGGCAGCGGAGCGUCCAUCGCAUGGUGCACCGUCACUUCUGUGACCACCAGAAGAAGCCCAAGCCCAUCCGGAGACGCUGCAGCCAGCAGGAGUGUGCCCAGCCCUCGUGGGUAGCUGAAGAGUGGAGUCCCUGUAGCAAGAGCUGUGGAAAGCUGGGGGUGCAGACUCGGGCAGUCCAGUGCCUCCAGACCCUGCACAAUGGCACCAGCCGGGCCGUGCAUAUCAAGUCCUGCCCUGGCGAUCGGCCUGAGGCCCGGAGACCCUGCCACCGAGUGCCCUGCCCGGCCCAGUGGAGAAUGGGAGCCUGGUCUCAGUGCUCAGCCCCGUGUGGGGAAGGGAUCCAGCAGCGCCAGGUGGUUUGCAAGACCGGCGAUAACAGCAUGGGCCGGUGUGAGGGGGACAAGCCCGAGACCGUCCAAGUCUGCAGCCUGCCUGCCUGCCCUGGUAAGCGCCCGAGCAUCACGGCAAAGAUGGAGACCAGUGAGCGUGUGACCCCCAAAGGCCAGUGGGCCCCUCGGACUGGGCCCCCCAACCCUGUCAACAAGAUAUCAUCGAAGGAGCCCUGCCUGGGGGACAAGUCUAUCUUCUGCCAGAUGGAAGUCCUAGCACGUUACUGCUCUAUCCCUGGCUACAACAAGCUGUGCUGUGAGUCCUGCAGCAAGAAGGAGGCUACCCCCAUUCCCAGACCGGCCCCAGCCCCACCCCACUGCCACCCUUCCUCUCCACACCAGGAACCUUCUUCCGGAGUCCUGAGACCAGCGUGGCCUCUCCAGUAAUGAACGAGACCCUUCUUAUGGCUCCUGGCCCGCGCCCCCGAAUGGAAGGGGAGCUGACCGACAGCCAGAUGCCAGCAAUCCUUCCACGGAGCCCCCAGCUCCACCAGACACCAGCCCGUCAGUGACUCAGGGCAGCUUGCUCCUCAAAAGCAAAGUUGGGGAGCCCUAAGGGACAGGGCCCCAGCCCCCUGGUGGCUCCCUGCUUCCUGGACUGAGGUGCCUACCCCGUCUUCCAGUGACCACAGCACUCUGGCCUCUGCCUCUUGGGAAAAGGGACAUUGGAGGAGGGACAGCAAAAGACCAGAACCCCAAGGCCAGGGCCUCCCAGCUACAUCUCCCAUCACAUGAGCUCUGGUGUCUGCCAUCUUCUCACUCCACCCAGGUUUACACAGUCUUUGACUGCCCGUGGGAACUCAGAAGAACACUGGGAAAGGGCUGAGCGAAGGCUGUUUUUAGUGAUAUUGUAAUUGUUAUUAUUGUUAUUAUUAUUAUUAUUUGGGACUGUGGCACUUUGUAGCUCUCUAGAGGGUUGGAGUCAGGAGAGAAAAAACAAUUGAGUCAAAGCAGAGUGAAAGGGAAGCAGAUUUCGAGCAGUGAAAGGGCAAACGCCUGCAGAGAAGAUGAAGGUGCGUUGGUGAGUACCCUCGGCCAGAUACCUCAAAGCAGGGAUGGCCCAAGCCACGGGGACUCACUCUCUCAGGUGCUAACGGAGCCUUGUUGGACGUCACUCCCGGGACUGACCGGCCACGUUGCCGGAGACCUACAGUCCUUUCUCCUUCCUGCUGCUGUUCAGUCCCAGGGCAGCUCUGACGGCCCCCACCCUCCCCAGGAAGCCAGGACCAUAAGCCAUGUUCAAGGUCCCUGCCUGUGAAAGGAGGGCUGGGGGGGUCAGACCUUGCCCAUUGGCACUGGGGAGGGCAGGGGAGGGAGUCGGGCUCUCCUGUGACCAGUCUUAUGGUGCUCAUUGUCUCUUCUUCAGUUGCCUUUGAAGCCUGAGAAGAGGUGCCCCACUGUAGCAUCCCGGGUAUCCUGGCUCCCCAGCCCCAAAGACCCAACCCCUCUGUUUAUUGAAGCCCUGUGGGUCGGUCAGUCCCUCACCUGCCCCCAAGGCUGGACUCCAGGAGAUCCCUAUGUGUGAUUGAGGCAGGGGGGCUCACCUGGGAGUGAAUGGAGCUUGAGGGCCCAAAGACCCACCUUAGGGAAGAGGCCUCCCUUGAGAAAAGAAAACAGGGGUAGUGGGAGCUCCUGUGCCCUCCCUGCUGGGUCCCAGAAUGCUCUUGGGGCUGACCUUGAAUCAUUCCUGUGACAUCACCUGGCCCCGAGUUACAGUGUAUAAAAUGUUGUGUAUAGCAGCCCAAAGCUUUUAAAUGUGACAUAUUUAUUGAUUUUUCCCAGGCUUGUGAAUUUCCCCCUUUUCUUUGUUUUUGUUUUUUUCUUUUCUUUUG
Molecule: messenger RNA, 5292 nt
Organism: Phascolarctos cinereus (koala)
Lineage: Eukaryota; Metazoa; Chordata; Mammalia; Diprotodontia; Phascolarctidae
Gene: ADAMTS14
Product: ADAM metallopeptidase with thrombospondin type 1 motif 14
Biological process (GO): proteolysis; extracellular matrix organization
Cellular component (GO): extracellular matrix
Molecular function (GO): metalloendopeptidase activity
Source: RefSeq, a predicted model, not a curated record